UAAGAUGAGAGAAAGGCGUUCGGUUAAAAAUGGCAACUUAAAUCAUGAGAUUCCUCAAGGAAGGCUGCUGUCACCUUUAGCUAGGUCAGUUAUAGAAGACGAUAAUCGAUCUACGUCACCAACCCAGAAUUCAAGAAGGUAUUUUCGUGUUUCACUGCCCCUUAGAAGGCAUCAGGUGGAGGAAUCUACAAUGAAAUCAAGCAGUAAUAGGCAUAUAUACAGUAAUGAUACGCAAACACAUUCUCAGAGAAGCAAUAGCAUGACAGAAGGUAGUCCGUUCAUUAAAAGUGAAAGGCAAAUUGAAAAUCUAAAUCCUUUAAAGCUACAACAGCCUUCACAAGCAAAACCGUUGCUUUCCCUUGUCACAACGUCACUGGCUCGACCUGAUCACAGGAAUGUUUUCCGUCUGAACGCAACUGAGUUUGAAAAGCCUAAAAAGGAACCAGUAAUUCCUGCUUUGCCCCCAACUCCAGCAUAUAUCAAUGGAGGACCUGUUGAUCCUGCCCAGCUUAUUCUCCUGAACUCGGGUGCUAAACCCGUGGCCCCUGGAAGACCUCCUUCCAAUGUCGUUGCACAGCCUUCUGCUGUCAACCCCGAGACCUUUUUAACUCUAACAGAAACGCCAGCUCUAGAGGAAACCCUGGCAGUUCAUUCCACAAUAUCGCCACAAGUUCAGACUACACAAUUUGUGCGUGACGUUCCUCAGGAAGAAGAACUAGGUCUUUCGCCUUUCUUUUCAGGAAGACCUGACCAACCCAAUUAUAUCUACACAACAGCAAGAAUACCCAUUACACCUGUCAAUCCAGCUAACUUCCUCAUAGCAUCUGGCCACACUACAUUGCCACCUAUUACUGUUCCACCGCCUGGUUUCAAUCCACUUUUGAAUAUUUUGCAGAAGCUGGAUAAGGUUGAGUAUAAUGAGAAUAGUAAAGAUAAAAAUUCUGUUGUGAUACCAGAGCCAACCCUUUUCCAGGACUUUAAUCAUGGAUUUCCAACUUCUCUUAAACCAGCUAUGAGUGUUAAAUCAUCACAGAUUUCCAGUUCUCUUAGUGACCUGGAUUAUUCUAAUACCUCUGUGUUUCCUCGAAUACAAAACAUACCAGGGGCAGUGCCAGUGGCAUCUUUGUCAGACAAGCCACUUAUAGUUUCCAAUAAUACAGUAAUUGGUUCUCACCAUUUAAUUCCCAUUUUGAAUUACAUUCAUAAUAAUUCUAAUGCCACUUUCCUCGAAGAACUAGUGAAGCAACUAAGCGCAAAUCAAAAUUCUGCGUCUCCCACAGGAAAUUCUCCUGGUAAUCAUGACACUUUUGCUGAUGAUAAUGCACAUAGAAAUUCAGAGGUGAAUUCAUCUACAGGAAUUUCCAACAUUAGGUUCCCCCCUUUGAAUUCUGUUCAUAAUCACCAUCAGCUUCAUCCUCAGACUCCAAAUUUUAUCUCUGUCCCUCAAAAUUCAGAAAAUUUCCAGUUUCCUUUUAACUCUAACUCUGAAAAUCACUCUUUUAACAUGAGACCAGGAAGCCAUCAGCAAGCACAGUUUCAGGGCCCCUUUUCUCCUCCUGGGAGUGCCUUUCCUUUUCAUUCUAGUUCAUUUCCAUCAUACCCUGCUAAUUCAAAUCACUUUGGUUCCAAUAGUCAUGUUUCACCAGUCUCUCAUCCGUCCUUUCAUCCUUAUCCAGGGAACAUUAAUCCACCUCCGGGCCCGUUUGGUUUUGACCGACUUUCAUAUCCUUCCGCCAGUGUAUCGUCAUCUGUACAAAAUGAAAAAGCUGCAGCAAACUCAACAGCAGAAGGAGCUGAAGAUUUUAUAUCUACAUCAACAACCAUAGUAAAAGGAGGAACCUCCACGAGUAACAAUAAUUUCUUCAGGGUUCGCCCACAAAAUGUAUUGGAGCCAAACACUUUUGCAUCCCCUCCACUUGGCAAUAAUUUUCCUUAUGAUCCAUACUUCAGACCAAGACCAGAAUCACAGUUAUCACCACUAACUCGAAUACCAUCACCAGUUAAUAUUCAGUCUCUGCCAAAUGUUGCUAACGACCAAGAAAUGACACCUAGAAUUAUAGUAGAUGGCCUACAUAACAAAACUGCUUUGCCAAGUGACGUCUUUCCAGGAUCACAGAUCAAUGUUGCUUGUUCUAAGAAACAUGGCUGUCCGACUUUCAUCUUGAGAUCACGUCCCAGCGCUCCACAGCCUUCAGAAAAGCUUGAAAAUGUGUUUGUUAUUGAUGAAGCGAUAGAAGAGAGACCAAAAGGCAACAUCAAUAUCCAAUGUGACUAUGAAGCAGGAUGUCCCACUUACAUUAUUAACACGACCCCUUCUCCUGAGCCUACGUCACUGGCCACAGAAAAGCCUAAUACUGUUGUUGAAUCUGUAAGUGACGAAAUUCCCGAAAAUUCUACUCCUGAUUAUGAAGAAGUCGUUCAAGCUAUAGAUACCAUCAUUGCUUUUUUAAACCAAAGCAGCAUCAACAGGACAGAAAAUAAUCACCAAGGUUUAACAGGGAUUUUUGAUAACCUUUCUAAUGCUGAGAAUACAGGAGGCUUAGCUAGUAUUUUAUCAAACUUGCCAGCUCCUGAUAUAAAUCCACAGAAUAUCAGACCAAAAUUGCAGAUUAUUCCUAUAAGCAGUCCUGCGACCACACCUAACCCUUUGCUCCAACAAAGCCUAAAACGUCCAAGUUAUGAUGUACUGCAAGUUCCAAAAAAUACUGUCCUAAGAUACCCCUCAUUUCCAGAUAUCCUGGACAACAGACGCCAUUUUCAAGUCAAUCCAAUACUAGACAGUGCACAAAACACCGCUAGCAAAUUGUUAGGCCAACCUGACAGUACUGACCUCCUUAAAGACAGUCUCUUACAGGCACAUCUCAGCGCACUGCAGAGUAGCGACGCAGGAACACUGCCUCUAGAAGCGCUUCUAGGCUUUGUACCACAUAAAGGGUCUCUGGGAGACACACACAUGGGAAGUAUCGAGGUGACAGAGCCACCUCCUCUGGCUGCCAUUCUCAACCUUGAGCCUCUGAAUAUUCCCAACGAGCCCCCUUUGGUACCCACGGACUCCUCACCGUCUCGACGUGACGACCAUCACGAUUCAAUGAUGCGUAGAAUCAUGGGUGCGGCGUUAGUGGGCCUCCCCAUAACGACUGCGCUUCUUGGAGCGCUUGGUGCUCCUGUCGCUGUGAUGGCUCCCAUUGGUCUGGCUCUCCCUGCCUUGCUGACUAUGGGGUUCAUGGAUACUGAUGGGGGAGUAGUGGGCCUACUUCGUCACUCCCAUGGACAUCACAAUCAUCAUCAUCAUCACCAUGGGCGCCAUCAUACGCGUUCUACACAGGAGAACUCGCCCGCAAACUCUUUUGACGCAGGCGGAAGGGACAUACCUAGUGAAAGGGAAGACACGACGCUUUACAGUGAUGCCUCUGAGACCGCUGGUGACCUGGCCCCUCAGAGGUCACCGCCGACCCUCAGCGACGGCGGAGGAAUUGGCGGAGCCAUCUCGAGGUUAGCAGGAGUGAUUCCGCUCUUAGCCUCAAGUCUGUCUUCUCAGAUUGGCAACAUCAGGAGAAGACGAAGCGCAGAAAUCCAGCCGGACGCCUCAUUCCCAGCCCUCCAGCAACACCACCUGAAAGCCAUCGAAACCCUGAACCACUACUACACCAGCCUCACGAACGGCAGCAAGGGCGCCCGCCCUUCGCCCGAGGACAUCAAGAUGCACCGGAAGUAUCUCCUGAACCUCCUUCAGAUGCUGAGGCGCCCCGCGGCAGGUGACGCGGGUCUGGAGAACGGCGUCCGUCCAGGAACGAGCGAGGCCUUCGGGUCACCUUCGUCAGGUGGUUUUCCUCCUGACGAAGGCGAGGGCGGGGGUGUGACUGCUACCUCGGAGGGAUUGGAUGAGCCUCUGGCGGAUCUCGUCGAGCCAAGUGAUUCCGGAGCUGGAAUUCGCUUCGCGAGCAGAACUGGAGAGGUUUCUUCCGAUUCGGCAGACAUCCAGACCAUCGGCGUCGAAGAAGCGGCCCUUCUUCUCCACCAAUUCCAGACGCAGGGACACGUGAAUCUCCUCCCUCCUGGUUUCCCGGGUCAGUCUCCCCCCUCAGCCCAACAACAACAACAACAACAACAGCAAGCAACAGCAACAACAAGGUGGGACUCAAAAAUGAUUCACGAUGCAAAUCAGUUUAGAGUUAACAUAUCCUUAUAUCACCCGUCUCAAAAGGCAAGACGUAAAGUAUAUUUUGUUGAAGGAUUUCUCACCCUAUCUCCCCCCCAACCAGCAUCCAGCCCCUUGGAGGCUUUGGCACCUCCCAAAUUGUCCAACAUGGAGCACCAGCCUCGGCCUGAAUUUGGAAGCCAAGACGACCAAAACGACGUUCGUUUGGCCCUCCUCCAAGCAGUCCUGGCCAACAGAAUUCGACUUGGCAGCCCGACCAGGCCCGCACCCGACGAAAACCCUGGUCCAUCUGUCAUUCUGGGAGACCCAAGUCCCUUCUCUGACUACGAAGCCCUGACCAGCACUAUCCUGAAUGGGACGCGAGAUGGCCUACCACCUGACGUAGUGAUGGUCAACAGUUUUGAUUUCCAGGAAAUCCAGCAACCGGAAACCCUCUCAAGCGCCUUCCUCCCGCUCAACACGACCGGUAACAGACUGGACGUCGUUCCAGCCACCUUCCAGAACACCAGGAUCACCACUGAGCUCACAACGGCCCUCACCAACUUUAUCAACAACAUCGCCGACGCCAUUACACAACUCAUCACCGACCUGCAAGCGGCCAUCAAUGCAAAUCCGGCAGUAGCCUUGCUCCUGUUGCUUCCCCUCCUCCUCCUGCCGUUCCUCUUCAAUAAAUUCCACGGCGGUGGUGGCUACGGUGGUGGCGGCUACGGCCACAGGAGGGUCUUCUACCAGCCUCCUAAUUACUCCAGGAGCGUCAUAGCGGAGCAACUCGCUCGCAAAAUCCUGAAGGACAUCGACGAGUACGAGAGACUCUUUAUGUCUGAGGAGGAUUACUACGCAGACAGAUCUGGCGCUGUUUCCUGAUCUGGAGUUUCAAAAAAAAAGGACACAUUUUAGUUGCUGGUGCUGAGACUUCGUUCAGUUCGUCAGUGAGUUUGACCAGAUCACUCGUUGCAAUUAAAGUAACAGAUUAAGACACGAUUUCAGAAACUGGCUUAGCUACUGAAGUCGGUAGUGAGUUAGACACUAACUUCCUUCCAAAGUGGUUAUAACAGAAAAGAGUACGUUUAAAGUUGCCAUAAUUACAGCAUCCAGGAUUCUAUUUAACUUUGCCCAGCAAAAGUCAUAUUUCUGUGGAAAACAAUUCUAUCUUUUUUUUCCUCCGUUUGUUAGUUGUGAUCUGGAUAAGCAAAACUGCUCAUAACGAGCAAAACAAGUAUGUUAAUGGACUUAGUUCUCUUUAAUAAUAUUUAUUCCCACAACUUGAAACAGACAGGAUGAGUGAUUCAGAAGUUAAAAAAGCAGAACACUGCCUUCUGAAAGUGAAUAUGAAAAGUAGGUACAACUAAUUGACUCUGAAGUUGAUGAUAACCUGACAGUAGAUGUAUAAAUAUAAGUCAUUUUAAUCUUAGCAAACGUUUCGGCAGGCAAAGAAGAGGCAUUCUCAGUAAGUAUAUAAAAAAAGUGUGAUUUGAGAAUCCCAUUAAAAGCCCAGUUUAUUUUCUAGUCUUAUCUUGGGGUCGACGACGGAGUUAAAUGAAAACGUGGACGUCCCUUGUCAAUUUCGAACUAUUUAUCUUUAAUUGUAACCUCCAGUACAAUGUAUACCUUGAGUAACUCUGUUUUAUUCUUUCAAACUCUCUCUCUCUCUCUCUCUCU
Messenger RNA from Macrobrachium nipponense, 5818 nucleotides. RefSeq lists its product as uncharacterized. NCBI's taxonomy places the organism in Eukaryota, Metazoa, Arthropoda, Malacostraca, Decapoda, Palaemonidae. The record is from RefSeq and is a predicted model, not a curated record.